Messenger RNA from Aureobasidium musti, 697 nucleotides. Lineage: Eukaryota; Fungi; Ascomycota; Dothideomycetes; Dothideales; Saccotheciaceae. The record is from the annotation of a GenBank genome assembly.
UCCGAUGACUACAGCCCUGGUUUUCGGUCCAACCGGCGCAGUUGGCUCACAGAUCCUGGCCACGCUUCUCUCAUCCCAUACUUGCACAUCUCUCACGACCAUCUCUCGUCGCGCGCCUCAAACUCAGACUCAAUUUCCAAAACUGAAGACUGUCAUCGAAACUGACACUGCAAAAUGGGGCCCUACGAUUUCUACACUCUCUCCUGCUCCUUCAGUAGUCUUUAACGCGGUCGGAACUACCAUGGCCAGUGCUGGGUCCAUCGCCGCACAAUGGGCCAUUGACCAUGAUCUAUGCGUCGAANAUGCAAAAGCUGCAAAGGCAGCAGGCAUCAAGACGUAUGUGUAUUGCUCGAGCGCAGGAACAAGUGGAUCACUUAGUCCUUUUGCCUUGACACCAUAUGCAAAGAUGAAGAGGGGCGUAGAGAAUACCAUCAAGGAGUUGGAUUUUGAAAACGCGAUCAUCUUGCGACCUGGAAUGAUUCUGGGAAGGGAAAGCCCGAAGAACAAAUGGCUUGAGGAUAUCUUUGAUGGCUUCAAGAAGAUCUCACAGGGUUUCCGGGAUAAAUGGGAUCAGACGACUAUUGGAAGAGCAGCAGUAGCUGCUGUCAGAAUGGUAGAAGAGGGGAAAGCUCCAGAGAAGUUCUGGGUCUUGGAACAAUCAGAUAUCGUAAGGUUGGGAAGAGACGAAUGGAAGGAG